CGGGCCGCCCUUUGGACACCCUGCUGCGGCUCGGAGCAUCUGCUGGUCUUCAUGCAAAGAAGGUCGGCGGACAGCUUUGUUCGCCACACGCACAUCGGCGGCACGGCGUCGAGUCAUGAGAUGGAUAUUUUGUGGCAAUAUCAGUUCAGGAUGAUAUUACUCGGGGAUUCGACGGUGGGGAAGUCGUCGCUGCUGAAGCGCUUCACGGAUGGCGUUUACACCGACGUCGCCGACCCCACCGUCGGGGUUGAUUUUUAUGCCCGCUCGCUUGAUAUCGAGCCUGGGGUGAAAAUCAAGCUGCAGCUUUGGGACACUGCAGGCCAGGAACGAUUCAGGUCCAUUACAACGUCGUACUAUCGGAAUUCUGUGGGAGGGCUUUUGGUGUUUGACCUCACCAGUCGCAAAAGUUUUGAGCAUGUGCGGGAGUGGCACCAGGAAGUGAGCGAGCACAUCUUGCCCCACCGAAUGGUCUUCAUUCUCAUCGGUCACAAGAGUGACCUGAACAAGGACCGCAGAGUUGGGCGGGACGAAGCUGAGCAGCUGGCGUCCGAGCUGGGCAUUCGCUACGUAGAGACAUCCGCCAAGUGCAACAGUAACGUGGACCGGGCCUUCGAGCUGCUAACCAGGGACAUCUACGAGCUGAUGAAGAUCGGCGCGGUGGUCACGCGAGACGGCUGGGACGGCGUGAAGAGCGGCCUCACUGCCAAGGUCCUCUACCCAGCCGACGAUGAAGAAGAGCAAGCCAGGGCGUCUGCUGAGAAAAGCUGCCACUGCUGACUUCUGAAAACACUUUUGUCGUCGUCUCACAGUCGUCCGUCGAAACCCACCGCCCUCCACUUCCUUGUGCUGUGUGCCUUCUUCCUGUGUGACUUAUACAGGACGACAAAACGAUACACACAGCUCGCGCGUAUCAGAAAGUGUUAUUUACCGGUCAUUUGGCUGUCGUGUGUGCUGAUAUGUCCAGGACAAACAAAACCUAGCAUGCCGUGUCGGUCGAGCUUUUAGGAUUUCACGACUUCUGCAGGGUUUGCUUGUGACGUGACUCAAACGUAUCAUCAGUGUGUUCCACACACGCAUCACCACACGAAUCCCAGGGUUUUUCUUUCCUAUUUUGGACAGUUUCCGGAACCUGCAGAGAUCUUUACAAGGAUCUUCUAGUCUAUGUGGAGCUGUAGCAAUUCAUGAUGAAUCAUCCAGUCAAUCGACAGCCAUUUUGGUAUUUGAUUCAUCGUUUUGGGAUUUUUUUGGUAAAUAUUCUCUGAUUUCAACCGCUCAAAUGUGAAUAUUUUUUAAUGUCCUUCAUGGAACUAAGUAGAAGUGACCAGAAGGACAAGAUCGUUUCCUGCGUUUCUUCCGUAGGGUGGCUGGGCUCUCCCUUAGCGAUAAGGUGAGAAGCACUUUCAUCCGGGAGAAACUCGGAGUACAACCGCUGCUCCUUGGCAUCGAGAGGAGCCAGAUGAGGUGGCUCGGGCAUCUGGUCUGGAUGUCUCCUGGAUGCCUCCCCGGCGAGGCGUUCAGGGCACGUCCGACCGGUAGGACGCCUCGGGGAAGACAUAGGACCCGUUGGAGAGACUAUCACUACGUUUACAUGCAGUCAAGAUUUGGGUUAAGGUCAACAUUCCGGUUUCGGAAACAUUCGGAAUAAUCCGUUUACAUGUGUGACGUGAAAAGAACAAAAAACAAAACGAAAAAAAGACAACGUCUCGACGCACGGAAAACAUCACGGCGUCAUUUCUGCUUCUUCUUCCUGCUUCCAAAAACAACAACAACACCGGCGCAGCGGAUAAUGAACGCCUUUGUUAGUGUUUUGGUGCUGGUACCGACCCACCACCACUACUUCACACUAUUCUGUGUCACCUUCUUCAUGAAUGGAAGGGGAGAACGUGAGGGAAUAGGAAACGGAGCCGGGGCUGUGCCAUCCGCAUCCAUGCUACAUCCACCCGAGCCCCCCGGACUCUUUGGAUGAAGAUGCGUUCGUACAAACCCUGCUUCGGGUAACUUCUCGCUCACCUUCUGAUAGAUUUGGCUAUGGCGGUACUUUCUACCGUCUCUAAAAGACAUAAAGUUCCUGUCUUUCACCACACCAACGAGGUGGCUUGUUACCUCCUCGCUCCAAAAGUGUGGGGUUUUGCGUGUCGUCAUGUUUACAAGUAGUUCCUGCCAAAGACACAAGAUUCCUUUCCAAUAGAACAUGCGCAGAACACAAAUGAAUGUUCCUUUCGUUUGAGAUAUCCCAAUAGGCGUAUACCUGACACGAUAUUCUGGUUAUGGUAGGGAUAUUUGAUUGCAUGUAAAGGUACUCUAUGUAUCUCAACUGGCCUGGGAACUCCUUGAGGUCCACCGGGAGGAGCCGGGGAGAGGGAAGUCUGGGCUUCCCUGCUUAGGCUGCUGCCCCCUGCGACCCGACCUCAGAUAAGCGGAAGAAGAUAGGUGGAUGGAUCGUCGUCCAUGAAAGCAGACCUGUUAUCGUUGUGUUUUAGGCAAGACAAGUUAUUCACACACAUCGGCUUUGACUUUGGAAAACAGUGAUGGAUAUUUCUGCCUCUUUUCUGAUAAGCACUAACUGUUUGUAUUUGCUUCAUGUUGAUUUGAUCCGCCGGGGGGGGGUGUCCAAAGGUUUUCCAGCGAGGGCCACAUAGUGAAACAUGAAAGGGGAAAAAAGUUGUCAUUUUAUGAAAAUAAAGUCAUAAUAUUGUGAGGAAAAACCAUGUAAUUUUUUGACGAAUAUAUAUGUAUUGUAUUAUGAGAAACAAAACAAAACAGAGAACGAAGUUGCACAUUUCGGAAAGCAAGGCUGGGAAAAAGUUAGGAUAUUAUAAGAAUAAAGUCAUAAUAUUCCGGGAAAAGAGUCAUCAUUUUAUGUGAAUAAAGUCGUAAUAUUCUGAGCAAAGGCGUGUAAUUUUUAGAAGCGUAAAGUUGAAGUGUUAGAGAAAAAAGAUGUUCUUUUCUAAAGUUGUCAUCUUAUGAGAGACAAAACAAAGAAUGAUGUCGCACAUUUUGGAAAAUUAGGUCGGGAAAAAUGCCUGAUAUUAGGAGAAUAAAGUCAUGAUAUUAGGAGGAAAAAGUGGUCAUUUUAAGAGAAUAAAGUUGUAAUAUUCUGAGGAAAAAAACUGUUGAAAUAUUAAAGAAAAAAGAUGUUAUUCUCCAAAGUCUUGAAUGCUAUGAGAGACAACACAAAAUAAAGAAUGAAGUUGCACAUUUUGGGAAAAUUAGCUUGGGAAAAAGCUGAAAUAUUACCAGCAUAAAGUCAAAACAUUAUGGGAAUAAAAUCAUAAUAUUUCAAGAAAAAGAAAAUGGAUAUUUCUUUUAAAAAAAAAAACAAAAAUUGUAUGUACAAAAAAGAGUGUAAUUUAAGGAGAAAAGGUCAUACUAAUAAAUGUAUAUACGUAACUUCUUAGCAUAUCUCCGUGGGUUGGUGUACAAAAUGGAAAAAAGGCACACGUACAUGCUUUGAUUUUUCAGGGUGUGGCCCUCGAUGCAAAAGGUGUGGACAUGCUUGACCUUCCAAUAGAGGCUGCUAUCACACCGCAGGCAGGCCCAUCAGCAUUUCCACUGAUAUAAUGUAGCUCCACGCUAGCCGCUAUACUACCCUGACCCGGGGACAGGGUAAGCGCUAACGACAAUGGAUACAUGUACUACUUGAGUUUCACAUUUGUAAAUAUGCUACUGAAGGCGUUUUGUAUGUGCGUUUUGCAUUUUAUGGUAACACUGUACAUAGUUUUAGUAGGAUUUUGUCGAUAAGGUACCCUGUGGUGGACAAGCUAGGCUAGGCUAGGCUAAAGCCUGCACAUAAGCUAACUGGUACAGAAAACAGACAGAUGGACGUACAGUAUUACAACGAGGUUGUCCAAAAGUUUCCCCUACUCGAGCUGCAUACAUAAAAAUUGAAGGGUGUGUGUGUGUGAAGGUCGAUAUAUGCUAGCUAGGCUAUCUGAACAAAACAUCUUAGCCUUGCGUUAUAGCUGACAUAGCACGGGAGUUUGUGUUUGAAUAUGCCACAUGUGUGUGAUUUUUGUAUUCUUUUGUCAUUCCGCUUUGUUCCCAUUGCAUCUACAGACUUCAAUAAAUGGACACUAUAUUGGCAAAA
Dunckerocampus dactyliophorus (ringed pipefish) is the source of this 4087-nucleotide messenger RNA. It is a transcript of the gene rab42a, whose product is annotated as RAB42, member RAS oncogene family a. Gene Ontology annotation, biological process: Rab protein signal transduction. The transcript is spliced from 2 exons. The record is from RefSeq and is a predicted model, not a curated record. Lineage: Eukaryota; Metazoa; Chordata; Actinopteri; Syngnathiformes; Syngnathidae. Gene Ontology annotation, cellular component: Golgi membrane. Gene Ontology annotation, molecular function: GTP binding; GTPase activity. Bases 52 to 777 code for a protein of 241 amino acids.